Messenger RNA from Wyeomyia smithii (pitcher-plant mosquito), 5493 nucleotides. Its product is annotated as synaptotagmin 1-like. Gene Ontology annotation, molecular function: syntaxin binding; clathrin binding; calcium ion binding. Bases 419 to 1756 code for a protein of 445 amino acids. Lineage: Eukaryota; Metazoa; Arthropoda; Insecta; Diptera; Culicidae. The record is from RefSeq and is a predicted model, not a curated record. The transcript has 9 exons. Gene Ontology annotation, cellular component: axon; dense core granule; synaptic vesicle membrane. Gene Ontology annotation, biological process: regulation of dopamine secretion; cellular response to calcium ion; calcium ion-regulated exocytosis of neurotransmitter.
CAAUCGCGACGACCGACUCCGGCUGUGAGGACCGUUCCGUUUCGCUCGCUCGUUCCUCGAUCGAUUUUCCCACUCACUUGAAAAAGCUACCAUCUUGGUGAACGGUGUGAAAAUUUUCCUGCUCGCCGAAUUGGAUUUUCCCCGGAUUGGGCUGCAGCGUUCAGCUUGAAAUUGCGUUCGAAAGUGUAGAAAAGUGUGAGCCCGACAGCGCUAUUGUGUCAGAAAAACCCGAAAACCCAAGAUCGAAGAUGAAUUGCCCUGGCAGUUGUUGUUGAGGUGGAUUUUUUUCGUGUUUUCUCCAAGUGGAUAGGAUAGUAAGCAGAAAAUUUACAGUGGGUGACCACGGGCAGUUCUAUUCUGUUUCCAGCGAAAAUCUUCGCAGCAGCAGCUAACUUGCCAACGAAGAAGAAAAACCAACAUGGCUCCGGGAAUAUGGAAGAGAGAGGCCGAACCCAAUGCCGAGACAGCGGAGCUGCCAGACGCUGUGACCACCUUGGGGACAAGAAUCUUCGGAAAGAAGCAUCCCCAUACAACGACGGUCUCGGAGCUAGAAACAGACGAAAAUGAAGAACUCUCCAGUACUGCGUUGCCAACGAAGGGCGAGGUGGAAAAGUUAGGCGGUAAGGCGGCGGAUAUGAUCAAAGCGGGAGCGGAAGAAAUGGGCAUUCCCACGUGGGGUCUGGUGUCCAUCAUCAUCGUCGUCCUGUUAAUCAUCCUUGGCAUCUGCGGCUUCUGCAUUCGUCGCUUCUUCCGCAAGCGACGCUCCAAAGACGGCAAGAAGGGCAUGAAAGGCGUCGAUUUGAAAUCGGUACAAUUAUUAGGUUCAGCAUACAAAGAAAAGGUUCAACCGGACAUGGAAGAACUGACGGAGAAUGCCGAAGAGAACGACGAGGGCGAAAGCAAACAGAGCGAACAGAAGCUGGGCAAACUGCAGUACAAGCUUGAGUACGAUUUCAACGCAAAUGCCUUGACCGUAACCGUAAUCCAGGCGGAGGAAUUGCCAGCCCUGGACAUGGGAGGUACCUCAGAUCCCUACGUAAAAGUUUAUCUACUGCCCGAUAAAAAGAAAAAAUUCGAAACCAAAGUUCACAGGAAAACUCUCAGUCCGGUAUUUAACGAAUCGUUCACCUUCAAGAGCCUUCCCUAUGCUGAAGCCAUGAACAAGACGUUGGUGUUUGCCAUCUUCGACUUUGAUCGGUUCUCCAAGCAUGACCAGAUCGGUGAGGUCAAGGUGCCCCUCUGCCAGAUCGAUUUGGCCCAAACCAUCGAGGAGUGGCGGGAGCUGCAGAGCGUCGAAGGCGAAGGCGGUCAGGACAACAAGCUGGGAGAUAUUUGCUUCUCGCUGCGCUACGUACCCACAGCAGGUAAAUUAACCGUCGUAAUCUUGGAGGCCAAGAACCUGAAAAAAAUGGACGUCGGUGGACUGUCAGAUCCAUACGUUAAGAUUGCACUGAUGCAGAAUGGAAAGCGUUUGAAAAAGAAAAAGACUAGUAUCAAAAAAUGUACACUAAACCCCUACUACAAUGAGUCGUUCUCAUUCGAAGUUCCUUUCGAACAAAUACAAAAAGUGAACCUGGUCGUUACCGUGGUGGAUUACGAUCGUAUCGGAACGUCGGAACCCAUCGGUAAGGUUGUCCUGGGUUACAACGCAAGCGGCACCGAGCUGCGCCACUGGUCCGACAUGCUGGCCUCGCCGAGACGUCCGAUCGCACAAUGGCACACGCUGAAGGAUCCCGAGGAUGACAAGAAGGACUAAACGGAGAACGGAGAAACCGCCGGCAGGACAGGAAGCGCAUACUAGAAAAUCACGAGAGACUAGAAGACCGAAAUCGAACAACAUACACAAACCACGAAAGAGCGGAAACCGCCUGCGGUUGAAAAAUAAUAAACAAAACAAACGAAAAAAAAUAUGAACAAAAAAAAGCUUUCAAAGGUUGAAACUCAUUCGAUUCGAUUCAGAAUGUAAACGAAGUUCUAUCAGGUUUAUGUAAAUUAUACCAGCAAAUAAUGUUAAUUUUUGGUUUUGUUUUCUUGAAAGUAUGUUCGUUAGGUGACGGAAAACUUACCAAUAACCGGAAUCGGAAGUUAGUAGUACCGAACAGCAUAAUAAGAUAGGAAAAAAUAUUUGACUGAAUUGCCGAAGCUUGCGGAGGAUGUUAUCAUUUUCGAAAAUCAUAAAACAAAACUAAAAAAAAACACUCGACACUCGUCAGUACCGCGGAUUGGAACAGUGACAGUUGAUUAAAUGACAACUCGUGGUUCGACGUUUGACAUUAGCUCAGUUUUCCUAAAUGCGUAGCAUAUUGAUAAGAUAAUCGGAUCAUAGUAAACUAUAGAGAAACAAAACAAAAAAAAAACUAAAGCAAAGCAUUCAGUCUGAUAACCUACGAGUGCGCCUAUUGUGCAUCUUUUCAAGUUAUUGCAUAUCUCUUCUACAUCUACAGAAAAAAAUUAAACUUCAGCCCGUGGCGACAAACAGGAGUUCAAUCGUUGUGUUGUUGCCUGUAGCUAAUACGUUGGACGUAAUUCGGGUGGGGGGUAAGACAACGCAUCUCUAUCAAAUAAUAGAGGGAUUUUACGUCAGAUAAUCCUUACCUUUUGGUGAAACUUUGAGAGUGUGGUAGCAUCUGAUGUCACCAAGCUCUGAAUAUUUCACUGAAGACUGACAGAGUUUCGCCAACUUCAUAGACGAAUUUGCGUGUAAUCUGUCAGUACUCAAAUACACAAAAUACCCCGCAGUCAACUGACCCUUACCACUCGAACGUCUCGAAAUGCUGGAGUAAAAUUAAAAAACAAAAAACUAGAUAGCUCUGUAAACGUCACAAAAAACGGGAGUAAAACUGUAGAAAACAGUUGAGCAGCAAAGUACGUCAAGAAACAGUGAAACCAAAAAAAAAAUGCAUGAUGAUCCCACUUCGAUGUUUGUAGAAAAGAAGCACAAUAAUAGCCUAAUAUUAUGCUACGAAGCGAUGAUGACACACAAUCUGUGGAUAGGUAAACCAAAGAUGAGAGGCAAAUAACGAAAACUAAUAAAUGGGUGUUAGUAAAUUUUAAAUAGGCAAGGAUGGCUUUUGUGUUUGGUUUCGGAAAAGAACAAACAAUAUAAAUAUAUAUACAUAUAUCAGUAGCAAACAAAAAAAAAGCACGCUGUUCCCUUGUUCCCAAACAGUCCUAGUAGGCACGUGUGAUCGGCGGAUGAAUGUAAAAAAUAUGCUGAGCUAGGCAAGAAAACAAAGAAUAUACGAAAGUAUCGACCACAGUUGCAAAUCACAGUGACCAUAGCGUUGUAGUUUUUCCUUUUUUUUGCCGUCAAAAUGCGGGUAAAAAAUUUAAAGGUUUUUGAUCGAUAUUUACCCUUACUUUUGUAAAUUCGAACUCUGAGUACGGAUGCUUUGAAGUUGUUAUUAUCCUGAUGCAAGUGAUGCGCACGCCUUCACUGAUUAAAGAACCAUUGAAACACAGUCCUAUUGUGCGGGCUGGCCCGAUGGCACUGCUAAUCCCAGGGGGCAAACCUCUUAGAAACCGAACAAACAGGAAACACAAGAGCUUUUGACUGUUUCGAACACCUCACCGAACGAACCGAAAAGUAAGGCUUAGAACCAACAUCGCUCCAAACCAGAGACAUUUGGUUGCUCAUCACGAUAGUAGCAUUCCACAACACAAGGGAAAAAACUGUUAUUAAAGUAUUUAUUCCGUCGGAAGUAAAUAGGUUCACUAAUUCAGUAGAUUAUGGAACAAAAAAUCAGUUUGAAAAAAACAUUACAAAAAAAACUGUACUUCUUGUUGACACAAAACAAAAAAAAAUACAAAAGGUUAAAAAAAUGCUAUUUACUGUUAAAUAAGAUGAUCUAUCUAUUGAAUUAUAUAUACAUAUUAUCAAGUUGAUCAAAUUUGAAUACGAAUAUUCUCAUAAAAUACAGUAUUUGUACACUCAGCUAUAUCAGUUCAGAAAUUCUAAUGACAUUAGCAGCGGUAAACUCUGUAAAAAUCUCAACAGAAGAAAACUUUGUAUCUAUAGUCCAGUUCCAAAGAAGCUGUUUGAACAAAAAAAAACAAAAAUCGUCGAAAUCGGAGCAGGCAUUGGCUUCGCGUUCAACGCCUGCCCUGCUUUCGGUCCUAAACCGUUUUCUUUAUAACUAAAUCGAAUGAAUAAUUGCGAUUUACUAGCGAUUCAUCCAAUAUCAAUCAUACCUAUUAGGAGAUAUUUCAGGUACACUCUAGAACUUUUCAAUGUCAGAACUUUACGUUUUGGUUGUAAACCUCGUACUAUAAUUUUUAACCCCCUCUCUAUCUCUCGAAUUACACCAACAGACAGACUGGACACUAUUUUGUAGCUUGUUACUGCAAUCCUUAAACAGUAUGUGUAUAUUAUUUUAACGCUGACCUAACCAGUACGCACUCAGAAAUAGGCUGAAACUAAGAGAGAAAAACUAUUUUUGUUUUUGUAAAUAUCAGAGCGAACAAUUGAGCUAGUUUUUAUCAUUCCAUUUUUGAAGUAGACAAGUAGUAGAAGAGAAAAAGACGUAACUAAACAGUAGGCGGUUCAAUGACGACACACCUCUUGUUCUCUAUAGUCCAGUGCACCUCAUAGGACAGAUUGCGUUGCCAUAGCGUUAGAGCUCUUUUUUCCACACAAAGGACGCGCUAUAUGAUGUACUCACACCGACAUUCCCCGUAGCAAAAAUUGAUGACCAUUCAGCCGCUUUGGCAGCUUGCUUUAGCAUGUGAUUUUCACUGUCCCUAAAUACAGCUAAUAAAUAAUUCAGAUAGGCUAAAUUUCUCUUCCACAAUGAACAGGAAACUAAGCAAGAGAAACUUAUAUACACGAGGAGAAAAAAGAAACAAACAAUCGUUAGCAAAUACGUGUGUGGACUGAAGCGUAAUGUUUUUAAAACGAAAUUGAGAAAAACACGACCGAAUCGAACCGAUAACCGACUUAAGCGUGAAAUGAUGUGACUUUUUAUUUGCACCGAACACGGACAGCUCUGAGACACGGACGACAAAGAUGGCCGCUAGACAUGCAUUUUAAAAACAAAAAAUAAAAACAAAAGUCGAAUUUCAGCCUCAACACAGCAGAGAAUAAGGAAAUUAUUAGGGGUCUUCACAUCGAGCUCGUAUACGAAUACCCAGCCGUAAACUGUGUAUCUUCCAUUACUCGUCAAUGGAGGUGAGUAUUUUUACGGCUGCGUAUUUGUUUACGAGCUCGAUGUUAAGACCCCUAUUAUGCUUACCUUGCGUAAUGCAGCAGCAGCAGCAGCAGCAGACACCCUUGAUUGUAAUUUAUGACUAUUGAAAUGAGCAAAAAAAAUCAGUUAAAGUUAAUUGAAGUAUAAGUAAAACCAAAUAUAACAAUAAUUAGACAUAUACAAAGGAAGUAAUAAACUUUAAUCAUCAAACAAGUAAAAAUAUUGUGAAAUAAUAAAAAUAUGUAUAUUUAAGGUAUUGUAAAUCAAACCAAAAAUAAAUAAUAAAGUAUUAUAAUAAUAAAAUCAA